Messenger RNA from Caretta caretta (loggerhead turtle), 1084 nucleotides. The record is from RefSeq and is a predicted model, not a curated record. NCBI's taxonomy places the organism in Eukaryota, Metazoa, Chordata, Testudines, Cheloniidae.
AUGGGGGCCUGGGAUGAGGAACCAAAGUUGCAGGUUCAGUCUUCAAGGAGAUUCUCUGGAAGUGCAAAUCCAAAACAUAAUGAUUUGAAAAUAGUAGGAUCAACCACAUUUCCAGUCAAAAUUUAUGUCAAGUUGAAUCACAACAGUCCACGUAUUCUAUGUGUAACAAAUCGGCUACGAAAUUCAGAGCUGAUAGAUCCAGUAUUCCAAUGGCAUGGACCAGGAGGUGACCUUGUUGCAGAAAAUAGCAGUGUGAAAAUAACACCAACAGGAACCCUAAUAUUCAGACACUUCAAAUACGACAUGAGUGGAAUUUACACUUGUUCCCUCGUUUUUAAACCAACUGCAGAGCAGGCUGAAAAAAACUAUUUGCUCAAAUAUGUUAUUUAUGCUUAUUCUGAUCCUAACUUUUACUAUGAGUUUACAGCCCGGUAUCAUGCAGCCCCCUGCAACAGUAUCUACAAUAUUUCUUUUGAGAAGAAGUUGCUUCAAAUACUAAGCAAACUUGUCAUUGAACUUUCUUGUGAGGUUACUUUACUCAAGUCAGAGUGCCAUCAUGUAAAAAUGCAGAAAGCAGGUCUACAAAAUGAAAUCUUCUUUACUUUUACAGUUUCUUCUUUAGAUACAGAAAAAAACAACAAUCCAUGUCAGCAAAAGAGUUGUGAUACUGCUAAGAGAUUAAAGAAGGCAAAAAACCUUAUAGAGAGAUUUUUUAACCAACAAGUGGAAGUGCUGGGGAAACGUUCUGAACCCUUACCUGAAAUAUACUAUAUUGAAGGUACUCUGCAAAUGGUAUGGGUUAAUCGCUGCUAUCCAGGAUAUGGAAUAAAUACUCUGAUACAUCCAGAUUGUCCUGAUUGUUGUGUUGUCUGCAGCCCAGGAUCAUAUAAUCCCCACGAUGGAGUUCACUGUCUUCAGUGCAACCAUACUUUGAUAUAUGGAGCGGCAAAAUGUUAGCAGAAUGUCAGUAGGAAUACAUUGCUCUUCAGUAGCUCUGAUGUAUUUCAUUUUUAAUAUAGUAAUAUCAAUAAAAUGAUUUUAACAACUUGUACAGUGAAUUUUGGUUCCAUCAAUUUGUUUUAAA